Ailuropoda melanoleuca (giant panda) is the source of this 1868-nucleotide messenger RNA. It is a transcript of the gene RPA2, whose product is annotated as replication protein A2. The transcript is spliced from 9 exons. Bases 212 to 1024 code for a protein of 270 amino acids. Gene Ontology annotation, cellular component: site of double-strand break; nucleus; DNA replication factor A complex. Gene Ontology annotation, molecular function: single-stranded DNA binding. The record is from RefSeq and is a predicted model, not a curated record. NCBI's taxonomy places the organism in Eukaryota, Metazoa, Chordata, Mammalia, Carnivora, Ursidae. Gene Ontology annotation, biological process: nucleotide-excision repair; double-strand break repair via homologous recombination; DNA replication.
AGACAGGAAAAAGCGUAGAGUUCGUGAGCAUUGAUUGGCUGAAGCAGGAAGCGUUCUGGACGCUGAUUGGCUCCGUCCUUCGCGCUAAGGAGUUUGUGGCACCAGAGCAAAGUAGAUUUAGCACUGCGGCCGCACCGGGGUUCUUAGGAGUUACACGAACCCACCAGUCGGGCGUCUCCUGGCCCUCUCUUCUGAGGGAGUAGGGACAAAGAUGUGGUUUGGUGGAUCUGAAAGCUACAGCAGCUCCUCCUUUGGCGGAGCGGGCGGCUACACGCAGUCCCCCGGGGGCUUUGGAUCGCCGACACCUUCGCAGGCUGAAAAGAAAUCAAGAGCCCGAGCCCAGCACAUUGUACCCUGUACCAUAUCUCAGCUGCUUUCUGCCACUCUGGUUGAUGAAAUGUUCAAAAUUGGGAAUGUUGAGAUUUCACAGGUCACUGUCGUGGGUAUAAUCAGACAUGCAGAGAAGGCCCCAACCAACAUCGUGUACAAACUGGAUGACAUGACCGCCGCGCCCAUGGAUGUCCGUCAGUGGGUUGACACAGACGAUGCCAGCAGUGAAAACACAGUGGUUCCUCCAGAGACAUAUGUGAAAGUGGCUGGCCAUCUGAGAUCUUUUCAGAACAAAAAAAGCCUUGUAGCCUUUAAGAUCAUGCCUCUGGAGGAUAUGAAUGAGUUCACCACACAUAUUCUGGAAGUUGUCAAUGCACACAUGACCCUGAGCAAAUCUAACAGCCAGCCCCCAGCAGGGAGAGCACCUAUCAGCAAUCCAGGAAUGGGUGAAACAGCUAACUUUGGUGGGAAUAGCUCCAUGCCAGCAAAUGGUCUCACUGUGGCCCAAAACCAGGUGCUGAAUUUGAUUAAGGCUUGUCCAAGACCUGAAGGAUUAAACUUUCAGGAUCUCAAGAACCAGCUCCAACACAUGACUGUAGCCUCCAUAAAGCAAGCUGUGGAUUUUCUUAGCAACGAGGGACACAUCUAUUCCACUGUGGACGAUGAUCAUUUUAAAUCCACAGACGCAGACUGACUGGGUCUGUUUGAGUACCCAAGACAUUUUCCAGGUGGACCUGUUUUCAUAAUCUCUGUCUUCAGUUGUGCAUCUGUUUGGCCAGUUGACUUCUAGGGAGUAGCUUUCAUCUAGAAAGGGUCUCAUUUAACAUCCUUCUGAAACUUAACUGCUCUUUUGGCUUUUUGUUUGUUGUUAUUUUUGUUUUUUGAAGCUCAGUUUUGGUCAGUUGACAAGAAUAAGAAUGUAAAGAUGGGUGGACUUUCUUAAAGAGGUUAUAAAUCGGGGCUCCUGAGUGGCUGAGUUAAGCAUCUGCCUUCGGCUCAGGUCAUGAUCCCAGAGUCCUGGGCCCAGCUCAGCGGGGAGACUGCGUCUCCCUCUGCCCCUCCCCCUGCUUGUGUGCACACACGCCCUCUCUCUCUCUGUGUCAGAUAAAUAGAUAAAAUCUUCAAAAAAAAAAGAAGAAGAAGUUAAAAAUCACUUGUUUACAACAUCAGGACAGUUGGAAGUGGAAGAAAUAUGCUUCCCAGAGUUGGGGCGGUGUUACUUAAAGAAUACUCAGGAGUUUCUGGUCCUAUUAUGUUCCCUGUGGAGAGAUGAGCAGGACUAGGGCCUUCAGCAGGGAGCUGGCCAAGAAACCCACUAACCUCUGCCUGGUUUUUAUUCCCCCCUUUGGUUGGUUAUAUGCUAUUAUUUUCAGAAUUGCACUUUCCUUCACCUUGUCAUGACUGCUGCCGAAAGUGUGUCUUUAUGAACAUGAAGUUCUAGAGUAGUGGCCUUGUGAGGGCAGAGGGGAGAAAGAUAUUAUUUCAGUUUUGUACCAAAUAAGUACCUUCGUAUGUUUAAUAAAAGCUCCACUGCAGAA